AUGUUUAACAAUAUAUUUGGCAAGAAACCCACCGUUAAGGAACAGCAACGCGAAAAUGAUCGCAGCUUGCGGAAAGCAACUCGCGACAUUGAACGAGAGCGUCGAAAACUGGAGGAGGAGGAGAAAAAACUAGAAGCUGAGAUCAGACGCAGUGCGGCUUCUGGAAACAACGAUGCAUGCAAAAUACUGGCCAAGCAACUGAUCGAGAUUCGCAAGCAAAAAUCGCGUAGUUACGCCGCUGCGGGCAAAAUACAAUCCAUAGGCUAUCAAAACAAGAACAUGGGCGCAAACAUAGCUCUGGGCGAGGCAAUGGGCACCACAGCCAAGACGAUGGCUGGCAUGAACAAGGUGAUGCGCCCAGAGGCUAUAGCAGGCACUGUGCGUGACUUCCAGCAAGCAAAUAUGCGCAUGGAAAUGACAGACGAAAUGAUAAACGAUACGCUAGACGACAUGCUAACUGAAUCUGGCGAUGAGGAGGAAUCUAACGAUGUGGUCAACAAGGUGCUCGAUGAGAUUGGCAUUGAAAUCUCUGGUAAAAUGGCCAACAUACCAGCCACAGGAUCCAGCGAGUUCGAGACUAGCGGCAAGCGCACCGAGAAGGACAUUGCAGAUCAGUUGGCCAAACUGAGAUCUUCCUAGUUAUAUUAAUGUGCUUAAUCCCUCCCACAACUGUAUUUGGAUUUUUUGUAAACACAAUUGUUAUUCAUAGGCCAUAAGACAUACGAACAUAAGUAUAUCUACAUGCAUCACUCUAAA
Molecule: messenger RNA, 756 nt
Organism: Drosophila montana
Lineage: Eukaryota; Metazoa; Arthropoda; Insecta; Diptera; Drosophilidae
Gene: CHMP2B
Product: Charged multivesicular body protein 2b
Exons: 1
Coding region: 1-639 (212 amino acids)
Biological process (GO): endosome transport via multivesicular body sorting pathway; late endosome to vacuole transport; protein transport
Cellular component (GO): multivesicular body; ESCRT III complex
Source: RefSeq, a predicted model, not a curated record